This is a messenger RNA of Drosophila suzukii, 1905 nucleotides long. Lineage: Eukaryota; Metazoa; Arthropoda; Insecta; Diptera; Drosophilidae. The record is from RefSeq and is a predicted model, not a curated record.
AUGAGGCGGCACACCGAAAUAAUCAUCUGGCUGGGCUGCGUGCUCCUCCUUGGAAUGUCACUUGAGGCCAGGGAGCAGGAUAAGGACAUCUUUUCUGCCAAUAAAAGAAUAAUGGACCAGACACUACGCGUUAUGAAUGAAACAGAGGACCCUUGCGGCAAUUUCGAAGACUAUACCAAGGGCAAAUAUGGAAAAAGUUAUGAUUUGUACAGCGAUUUCAAUUUCCGCUUGGCGGUGCUGGAGAAGAUGGACCCCAAGUUUCUGGCACUGUUUGAACAACUCAAGUGUAGAAACUUCGAAAAGGGAAGUCUGGAGGAAAAGGCUCUUAAACUUUACAAUGCCUGCGAAAUCGCUAUGGAGAAGGAGCCAGAUUUAAACUAUGCCAGCCUAGUGCAGCCGGACGUAGAUCUCACUUGGCCACAUGGAAAUCAGUGGCCAAGAGAGAAAUUCAGUUGGCUGGUGACCCUUGGCCGACUACGUCGAUAUGGCAUGGAUCUGUUGUUUCGAAUGAACCUAGAGUUGGAUCACCAAGAGGCCAGCAAGUACAUGAUAUCCCUAGGCUCACAUGAUUUUGUUAUAUAUGAAUAUUACACCAUUUGGGGUGAAGUGGAUUGGCUAAUGAGUCGGGGAUUCAACAGGAGUCGAUCUGAGUUCUUGUUUAGAGAUAUGAACCGGCUACAAAUGGAUAUAAGAAACAUGCUCGGUAAGGGAAGAUUUGAUAGAUCCCGAAUGACCAUUGAACAGCUGGACAGUGAGGGAUUUCCCAUAAGAAAAUACCUAGAGAUCGUCUUCGGGCGUUCUUUUCCUCCAAAUUUCGUAGUGCUUGUGGACUAUUUGGAAUACCUGGUGAAAAUCAACCAAAUAAUGAAUUCCUACGACCAAGAAACUGUGGCUACUUAUCUAAUGCAGAUUUUUGACAAUUUCAUGAGAUCAUCUCAUCGCAUAGAAACAAUUAGGGAAUAUGAUUUCGUAUGUGUCCGGCUUGUGAAAAACUCAAUGAAGUCUGUCAGCUAUCUACUCUAUGAGGAACACUUCUUGGGCCAGCAGAAAGUAAAGGAAUACGAUGAGCAAGUACAACGGGUAUUCAAAGCGAUUCGGAAACAAUUUAAAAUAAGACUAGACAGAAAUCGAUUAAGUCUAACGACCUCUUAUAUAUUAUCACUAAAGAAGAUCCUGAGCUCCGUUACUGUGAGUGUAGGCAAUGUACCCAAAAGCAAGGGCUAUCGUCGCUAUUUAACAGACUUCUAUGCGGGAAUAAAUCUGAAAGAUGACGACGAUUUUGCCACCAUUCACUUGAAGGUCUCUGAAAUGGAGACCCAACUUAAGCUGCAGAAAUUAGAGAAUCUUGAACUCACCGAACCCUACCCGGGAUACGAAGAGCAUGCCAUUCUGGUGGGCAAUGGAACAUCUAUCGUACUGCCAUUUCCUCUCAUGGAGGAGCCCUUUUUUACCACCCGUGGUCAUGACGUCUUUAAGGUGAGCGUACAUGGCUUUCUAAUUGCCAAGCAAGUGUUGUCGGCUCUAUUUCCGUAUCCAAAACUACCUUUAUCAUCUGGCUGCCAGAAAUACAAUGAACUGGUAGGUAUAUUUGAUGACCUGGGAAAGUAUGAAGAUCAUUCCGGGUGCAUUAGUCCACGAGAAUGCGAGAUGACCAACUGGAGGGACAUCAUAAUAGUGCUUCUGAAUCUCGUACAGGAUGCGUAUUUCUCCGAGGGAUCAGGAUUCGACCAGACGCAGCCUAGCUUCACUGAUAAGCCGUUAAAACAACUUUUCUAUGUGCAUUUCGCACAGAAUCAACUUAGUAGCAUGUUUUACUAUACCUAUAACCCAAUAUUUAGACCCUUUAAUCCUUUGCGAUACUUGCCCACUUUUGUCGAGGCAUUCAAUUGCUCGACCGCUUUGUAA